GAGGUAGUUGAUUCACGUGUGAUAAUAAUAAGUUUAGUUUCAAAAUAUAUGGAAAGUAAGUGAAAAAAGGAAGAUUUCGCGCGAUAAUCAAGUAAUUGCAACCCUUGUCCGACGAUUGUGAAAAAAUUCAUUGAAGCCCGCUGCGUAAAUAGAGCGCAAUUACCGUGGUGUUUGUUUGUGUAAUUGAUUAACCUUGUUUUCCGUGUGUGUUGGGCGCCAAAAUGGACAUGGGGUUAUUCAGGGAUGAGGAGCGUUUCCCAACGUUCGACUCAUUGGAUGAUUAUACGAACACUUCAAGCAGCUUGCACAAUGAGCAAAAUUCUGAUUUUUGGGAACUUGAUGCUGAAAUUGAAAUUAAUGGAGAUUUGGCCCUGAUUCCAAUGUCGAGUAAUUUAUAUGAUUCCUUAAACAAUAUGAGCACUUCCCCAAACAUUAAGGAAUUAUUAAUGAAUGAUUGGCACCAAUACAUGAGUAUAGAGAACGGCCAUGAAGAGUUCGUACUGGACGGUACGAUAAGUAUCGAGAACGGAGACCUUCUCGAGACCAAUCCAGUCGAUAUUUUCGACGUAACUCCGCCAACCAACUUUGACAUAACUGAGUACAUUAACGAAACUCCGCAAAGCGCCGCUAAAGACGAAAAUUUUGAAACGAAACAGCCUAUUAUUGCACAGAAAAAACCUGGCGCCGGAGUAAAAAAGAUCGACUUCAAAGCCCAGAGGUACAUCGUCGAAGAGGACGAUGAAAGCGACGGUGACAGUGAUUCUUCUUCGGAAAGCGAUGAGGAAGAUGAAGACGAAGAACAUCAAAGUGAAGAAAUCAAAAAUGAGGAGGUAAAAACUGAAACAGUCGAUCCGGAAGAUGACGUAGACGUAGAAACGGUUUCCGAAGGUGAGGAAUCUGCUCCGGUUUUGGAAGCGGUCGAUUUGAAAUCGUUGCUCGAACAGUUCGAGGCGACGCAAAUCCCGGAAAACAAUAAAAGUCUAUUGGAUGACAACGAUACGGGCCAGGUUAAGUUUGAGAAAGGGUUUUCCGAAAUAUCUGCCAUUGAAGAUUUUAUGGAAGAACGUAAAGAUGUCAAGGACCCUGAAAUGGUCCUGCAGAUAAAACCGAUUGCCAUUAAGACAGAUACUAAAGAAACUGAUACGGUUUUGCAAAAUAAACCUAUUUCCAUCAAGGCAGAAAAUAAUGACACCGUAAUUAAAGAAGAGCAGUCUCCCGUGAAGAAAGAACCAGUCGCCACAAAUUUAUCAAACACCAUCAAGAAGCCUACCUCCACAUCAACGGACCCCAAGCAAAACAGCGCCAUACUGGAUCAGCUGCCGAAAGAGUUGAUAGCUCGCAUAAAAGAGUCCGGGAAACGCAAGCCCAUUUCCCUAAUCCCGCCCAUGCCUAGCCGCAGCAAAAGAGGCAGAGCCCCAACGGCAGAGCAGAAAAAAAUUGUCUUGGAAAAACCGCCGGACGCGAUUAAAUUGGAUCACGAUUAUUGUUCGGUGCCGACUGGUUACUCGAAGAACCCCAAGAAGGAUUCCGGUUUCGAAUCGUCCGAGGAGGAUGACAGAGUGAACAUUAAACAUCAACCGAUUGUUAAGAAUGAGGAUGGUAAAUUGAUGGUGUCGUUGCUAAAAGUGAAUACCAUUCACGAGACGGCAAAACGCAAGUUAAAUUUGGAAGACUACAAAAAACGGCGCGGUGGUGUUCUGAGAAAAACGAUUUCGCAAGGAGGAUCGCCGCAAAGCAGUGCCUACAGCUCCCCCAUACCGGAAGACGAAAACAUUAAAAUCUUGAAGCACCAAGAAAAGUUACAAAGAAUGGCGAAGGAAGUCCUAAAAGCAGCGCCAAAAUCAGAAACAACAACUCCAAACAACAAUAAUAGUGACAACAACGUGACUCCAGAGAAGAAAAACAAAGUUGUAUUACCUCCAAACCCUCCAGACAUGGUCAAAAAAACCGUCGUUAGUAUAGGCGUCAAUACAGACUUCGUUACAAUUGAUAAAGACUUCAAAAAGGGGAAAACAGAUGCUUUAGCUCCAGUUCAACAGCUGGAGAAAAUAAAACCGCUGCUUGAAAAAGUCAGCGGCCAAAUCAGCAGAAACUCCCUAAUUACAUCGGUAAUCGAGAAUAUUCCGAAAAUAAUAAACAACACUAAAGCAGCUAGCACCAACACUACGCCCAAAACUAAAACUUUGGAGCACGGUGAAGAUAAGACGAUUCUGUACCUUCCGAAAGAAGGUAGCAAAGUGAAAACCGUUUCGAUAGGCAUACAGACGAACAUUUCCUUGCUCGCGCAAAACAAACAGAGAAGAUAUCGAAGAAGGAAUUCUUCUACGUCCAGUUCCAGUUCGGAGUGCUCGGUGGAUCGCGCUGAAACUCACUAUAGCAGAAAAAGGAAAAUUUCCACUUCUUCGAGCUACUCCAAUUCAUCCAGAUCUAGCUCUUCUUCCAGUUCAUGUUCAUCCAGGGGAUCUUCCAGAUCGAGGUCGAGAUCGAGGUCCCGUUCCCGGUCUCCCGUGCAAAAGUCCAAGCGAAAAAAUCGCAAAAUCGACGAGGAGCAUUUGAAGGAGGUGGAGGAACGGCGCGUCGUUUACGUUGGUCGCAUAUCGUCCACGACCGGCAAAGAGGAUUUGCGCAAGCGCUUCGCCCGUUUCGGUCCCAUCACCAACGUCAGCCUGCACUUUAGGGACCAGGGGUACAGAAAAAAUGAGCACGUUAACGGCUUGGAUAACUAUGGAUUUGUUACUUUUGCAAACAAAUAUGACGCUUAUGAAGCUCUAGAACAUGGAAAUGAUGAACCGUAUUUUCCAAAAUACGAUAUCAGUUUUGGGGGUAGGAGAUUGUUUUGUCAAAGUGCUUAUUCAGAUCUCGAUAACGUUAGAGAUGAGGGCUUUCCGUCGCAAUCCGCCAGAGGUGGCGAUAAUUCGUUUGACAUGCUAUUAAAGCAAGCGCAAGAAAAGUUGCGCAAGCGCAAAGCUUGACACUUGCUUUUCUCAUUAAUAAUCUUUAUUAUCGAAUUCUUAGACCAAUUAUUUUUGCAUUUUUUCAUUAUCACCACCAGUUUCCUAUUAUUUCGUUUAUUAUUAUAUUAUUAUUAUUAUUUUGUAUACCAUGUUUAUGCAAUGUUAUUUAUUGAACUAAGUUUAUAAUUGUAACAAUUCUGUACAUGACGUAAUACAUUAAGGAUUUUUUUUAUUGAUAAUUGAACUUUUUUUCGUAAAAUUUAGUACAGCAAUAAUGGACCACUUCCAUUUAAUUUUUUAUGCGUGAUUUUACUACAUGAACUUUUUUUCCCUUAAACGGGCUGUGUAUUACGGAAAACUACCUAAGUAUCAAUUAUUUUGUAGCCUCGACUGACUCUUACAGAUUAUCAGUUUAGCCAAUUUUAUUAUUAUUUUUUUAAUCAAUUUUUCUGUGAGAAAUGCUACAAGUCACAAGAAAAACUAUUACUUAUUAAUCGGUAAUUUUAAUUCAAUAACCCUGAAAAAAUAAUUGGUGCUUAAUUAAUACUGUUUAAAAUAGUAUUCUCAACAAAUGUUAUAGCUUUAUUUACUUCUCAAACUACCUCUAUUUAAACUACUUAAAGCGAGUAAUAGUUUUUCUAGUAUACCAUAUCUUUUAUUUAAUUUUUGUUAUGGAUAUUUUGCUAUAUAAAAUAAAAAGUACAUAAAAAGG
Molecule: messenger RNA, 3666 nt
Organism: Brassicogethes aeneus
Lineage: Eukaryota; Metazoa; Arthropoda; Insecta; Coleoptera; Nitidulidae
Source: the annotation of a GenBank genome assembly